Lolium rigidum is the source of this 1206-nucleotide messenger RNA. RefSeq names its product solute carrier family 40 member 3, chloroplastic-like. NCBI's taxonomy places the organism in Eukaryota, Viridiplantae, Streptophyta, Magnoliopsida, Poales, Poaceae. Gene Ontology annotation, molecular function: iron ion transmembrane transporter activity. The record is from RefSeq and is a predicted model, not a curated record. The transcript has 6 exons. Gene Ontology annotation, biological process: iron ion transmembrane transport. Gene Ontology annotation, cellular component: membrane. The coding region runs from base 165 to 914 and encodes 249 amino acids.
CGCAGGCGAAUGCUACGCUCAGCAGAGUCGAUCUGAUCUGCGAGACAGCAGGAGCAUCAAUCUUUGCAUUCCUGCUUUCCAGAAACGACCCGCUGACCUGCAUCAAGCUCUCUUGCCUCAUAUCGCUCUCUGCUUUGCCUGUUCAUAUUUUUCUUGUAGGAGCAAUGAAUAGAUUUGCCGAUGGCAUCUUCGAUCACCAUGAGCACAGAAGACCCCCAAACGCCACUGCUACUUUCGACAUCCGGAUGAUAGUGGUAGAUGCUUGGGUCACCAUCAGAAACGGCUGGACAGAGUACAUCAGCCAGCCGGUCCUCCCAGCGAGCCUCGCCUACGUGCUCGUCUGCUUCAACGUUGCUCUCGCCCCCGGUGCUCUGAUGACCACGUUCUUGAUCCAUAACGGUGUGAGCCCGCUGGUCCUUGGCGCAUUCGGUGGCUCAUCGGCGCUGAUGGGGAUCCUCGCGACGUUCAUGACGCCAAGCCUUGUCAAGGAGCUUGGCAUCCUGAAGGCCGGGGCGGCGGGGCUGCUUGCCCAGAGUGCGCUACUUGGCGCCGCGGUCCUGGUCUACCUGAGCGGCUCCAUCUCUCGGCGAGGCGCCCUCUUCAUCUUCCUCGGCCUGAUAGUGGCGUCGCGGCUGGGGCACAUGGCAUACAGCGUGAUCGGUCUUCAGGUGGUGCAGACCGGGAACCCCAUAGGGAAGGCAAAGCUCAUCGGCGCCACAGAGAUCGCCGUUGCCAGCCUCGCAGAACUUGGGAUGAUGGCGGUAGCAGUCGCCGCUAGGGACGUCUCACGUUUCGGUGCUGUCGCCGUGCUCUCCGCCGCCGCUGUCGUUGCAGCCGCCUGGCUGUACUGUGGCUGGUUAGCCAAAGCCACCCACGAGCUGAAAACGCUUUUCCGCUACGGCGAUGGCGAGUGAGCUCGGCGUACUUGCUCAAAAUGAGGAUUGUCCGUACUCACUCAGGAUUUUUCGUCUCGAAAAAUGAGUCUCAUUUUUUGCUAGAGGCUGAAACAGGCCAAGAUUAGCUUUGAAAAGGAAAGGGUAAAUACAUAGAAUCCACAUGUCAUGGUUCAUUGAACAGGAAACCAGAAACAGCAUGACUUUGCAUGCUCUGCAAGUUUGUACCAUUUUGAUAGAUAAGGUGAAUGACAUAAAUACAAUUUACCACGAGAGUACCUCUUCGCCAUGAAUCCUAUGCAGUUGAUUGCCA